UUGAAGUCGCGAGGCAAAGACGGUCAACUGUACAACUUCCUGAAUGCUGACAAUACGAACGUCCUUCAUAUGAGAUAUAUUUGAUCGUCAUUACUUACUAGCUAGUAGUUGUGUAAUAAAAUCGUGUGUGCGAGACUGGUGUUUUGGUUUACGUAUCCUCUAGUUUUGGUAGGAACGUGCGCUGGGUAAAGAGAAUGUUGAGGCCACGGUCACGAUCGCCCCACUAUUCUCACAGAGUUAGUCCGCGCAGGCAGGAUGGUCGGCGGUUCCCCUGGGACGACCCAGACUUCAACCCCCAGCAGGUGCUGGCUGACCUGGGCAGGCUGCCUGGGGAGGAUCAGUGGGUUCGCUUCAUGGACGAGAUCCACCCAGAUGGCCCAGAGGGCCACAGAAGACCUGUUUCCCCAGGCCUCCACAGGCUUGACCACCACCUCCCCCCAGAGGAAUUCCACCAUCGCAGAAUCCCAUCGGCACCUCACGAGCUGGGCUACACCGAGCGCAGAAGGCUCUCCCCCCAUGAUGGCAGAGGGGGUGGCAGGGGAAAAGGAAGCGGGAGCGAAGGGCUGCCCCACUCCCCUCAGAGGCUACCCAGAGAGAAGCUGCCAUCACUGGCCCCGCAGCACCCUCACUACAGUCCUGACCACCACCAGAUAGUGUCCUCUACAGGCUGGAGAAGAGAAGAGCAGGACCAGAGCCAGGGAAGGUCCAGGGACCGCAGCCCCAGGGAGAGGGUUCAGGGUGGGGGGAAGGGGGAGAGGAGGGGUGGAGAUUUUCCAGGUCCCUAUGGAGACCGAAGCAGAGAUGACAUGCAUAGAGAGAAGAGCACCAUCUCUGACCGGAACCGGAGGGAAGCUGAUGAAGCGGUGCAUCCUGGGUACGGGAAGGAGACAGAGUUUAGGGUGCGCCGCCCCUCGUUGGAGAGGCCCCGGGAAGGGUACGGAGGAGGAGGGCCACGGGGGCGCAGGGGCCCCUCAGGGAGCCACGAUGGCCGGGGGCCUGGAACCCUCAUCGUGGAGCAUGACCAUGGUAUUAUAAACAGCAGAGGGCCGGAACUCUACGACAACCAGAGGGGCCGUGGCCCCGACCAGAGCCCAAGCCACGACCGAUUCAGUCACCGUCACCACCGGGCCAGAGCCACUGAGGAGCGGUUCAGGAAGUCGGGUAGCAGGUCCAAUACCAGAGAAGAGGCCAGGGGUCGGCUUGACCAUGAGGAGAGGAGAGGGCCUGUCCAUGAGGAGAGGAGAGGGCCUGUCCAUGAGGAGAGGAGAGGGCCUGUCCAUGAGGAGAGGAGAGGCCCUGUCCAUGAGGAGAGGAGAGGCCCUGUCCAUGAGGAGAGGAGAGGCCUUGUCCAUGAGGAGAGGAGAGGGCCUGUCCAUGAGGAGAGGAGAGGCCCUGUCCAUGAGGAGAGGAGAGGCCCUAUCCAUGAGGAGAGGAGAGGGCCUGUCCAUGAGGAGAGGAGAGGCCCUGUCCAUGAGGAGAGGAGAGGGCCUGUCCAUGAGGAGAAGAGAGGCCCUGUCCAUGAGGAGAAGAGAGGCCCUGUCCAUGAGGAGAGGAGAGGCCCUGUCCAUGAGGAGAGGAGAGGCCCUGUCCAUGAGGAGAGGAGAGGCCCUGUCCAUGAGGAGAGGAGAGGCCCUGUCCAUGAGGAGAGGAGAGGCCCUGUCCAUGAGGAGAAGAGAGGGCCUGUCCACGAGGAGAGGAGAGGCCCUGUCCACGAGGAGAGGAGAGGCCCUGUCCACGAGGAGAGGAGAGGCCCUGUCCACGAGGAGAGGAGAGGCCCUGUCCACGAGGAGAGGAGGGGCCCUGUCCACGAGGCGAGGAGAGGGCCUGUCCACGAGGAGAGGAGGGGCCCUGUCCACGAGGCGAGGAGAGGGCCUGUCCACGAGGAGAGGAGAGGGCCUGUCCACGAGGAGAGGAGAAGCCCUGUCCACGAGGAGAGGAGAGGGCCUAUACAUGAGGCGAGGAGAGGGCCUAUACAUGAGUCCAGAAGAAGCACUGAUCGUCAUGGGAGAGCCAGCCCCAUGGGCUUCCAAGAUAGAGGUAGUCCCACAGAGCCCAGGGCCAGAAACAGUGCAUUCCGAGGGGAGAGGGGGGCCCCAGCCCAGGGUGGCAAGAGACAGAUGGGGCCCUCCAUGAACCAGCCCCGGCCUCUAAUUCAGGGAAUGCAGGGGUACCGACCCCGGGAUGCCAUCCCCCAGCACUCCCCUCCGGAGCACCAGGUGUACCAACCCAGGGGAGGCGUCUGGGUCAUGGAGCCCAGAGAGGAGGUGCCCGGUUGGGCAGAGGUGAGCAACAAGGAGCCCCGCUGCGAGAAGGACCGGGGACCAGGGCCGCGAGGAGGCCGUCCGCCAGCACAGGGCAGGAUGGAUCCUAGGAAACCUCAGCAUAGUGAUCUCAACCCCAACUGGAACCAACAGCAGAACGAUAUGGGAAUGCCUCGCAUGGGCGCCGGCGAGAAGGAGACGCUCACCAUAAAGGUGGACAUGAACCGGCCUGUGGGCCAGAACAGCCAGCUGUGCUACUCCUCAGACCGCCAGUUGUCGCUGGAUCUGGUCAACGUGGGCCGCCAGCGCCUAGACUUCCUGCCCAUGCUAGAGCAUUCUGGGACGUACCAGGAGUCUGCAAUGCACUCUGGGACUUUUGCCCAGGAGAUCAUCACCCUGGUGCACCAAGUCAAAGAGCAUUACUUUAGGGGUGAUGGUGUGACACUGAACGAGCGUUUCUCUGGCCCCCAAGAUGGAGGUCUGCCUGAGGAGGAGGAGCAGGAGGAAGAAGGACCAACUCUGAACAGGCUGUUCAACAUGAGUAUGUCAGAACCUGAUAUGGAACCUGUCUUCUCUAAAGUUGGCCGCAUGCAGAGGCAGCAGCAGGCAGUGAGAGAUCCCAGAGACCUGAGACAUGACCUGGAGAGGAGGAGACAGGAGAGGCUGGAGGGAGUGAAGGUCACCAUACCUGGAGGCAGGCUCUCACAGCACCCCCUGGCUGCCGGGAGUGACCAUCAGGGCGGGUAUGGUAGAGAGGAAGACGAGGAACAGGAGGGCUUUUCAGGUUGGUCAGGCCCACCACAGAGAGGGAGGAGGUGGCCUGGAGACAUGGGGGGUCAGAGGAGAGGUGGCAUGAUUAGACAAGACAUGGGAGACCAGCAAAGGAACAACUGGCCUCCGAAUAGCCCUUGCAACCUGCCUGGAUCAACGAGACAACAGAACCACAAUAUUAACGGUGCCAACUGGUGAAUGGAAGCUUGGAGCAAUCCAAAUGGAGUCAGUGGUUAACUGUUGAUAGGCUGUAUAUAUUAUAGAUCACACUGCUGCAGACUGACCACAGCCUGAAUCACGACCACCCGACAUUCUGUACCACGCUGUCAACGCUGCCCAUGCAAUAUAGCUGCUCUCCUGACAGAGAGAGUAAUGUGGUGGGGAAGUAAGAUGGCCAACUGAUAUUUAAAGAUGCACUAUGCAUAAAUCGUUCCACCAUUUCCUGGUUGCAAAAUGUUUGCCUAAUUUCAGUUUGUUACAAAACGAGCAAGUAUAGUGUAGAGCAGGGGUAGGUAACCGUGCUCCUGGAGUCCCGCUGGGACUGCAGGGUUUUGUUCUGUCUAGGCACCACACCUGACCAACUGACAGGGCCGGCGGCAGAACUUUGAUAUCCAUAGGCGGGGCAUGUUUUUUCCCGGGACCACCUUAUGUGUGCAUCCUCUUGCAUGUUCAAAUUGUAAUAGUAAAGACCAUAGGCAGCUGGUGAGUUUCAAGUUUGUGGAUGUUUCCAAUUUACCCUAGCAUUUCUACCGUUCUUAGUGCCAGUUAUGAUAAUUGUUUUAUAUGCACAUUUUUGUGCAACAGUUUAAUUUCAAUAUUUUAUUUUCUCAAUCAUUGUCACGUGGUUAAUCAUAAAAAUCUGAAAUAAAAUGAUAAAAAUGUCAAAGUUCAAAUUGAACUGAGGUGAGACCAGCAGCCUCUGCCAUAUGAACACAUUGAUACACUGUGAUCCAUUGGCGGCUAAAGAAAUGAGCUCAUAGAACUCCGAGCCUAUAGGCCAAUGCAGCAGUAGGCCUGUAACUUCCAUCUCAACUAAGUAAAGCUGACAAAUAAAAACAGUAGAAAAUAACCUGAUAAAUUCUGCUUCUUUCAAUCUCAAUCAUCUCUCUUCUCCACCUGUCUGCCUCCCUUUCUAUCUGUCUUGACUUGAGCUAUUGUUAGUGAACUGCAACAUUGUAUCAACUAGCCUAUUCUGGGCCCUCAGAGUUUCCCACCCAGUGAGCUCUAGACAGACCGCUGUUUUUUAAAAUAACAUUUCCACUGGCUAUAUGGGGUCAUCAGAUCAUGAUAUUUUGCUCUUUCACACCGAGGCUUGGUGAUUAUUGAGGCGGGGAGUGUUGGAAAGAUAGUUCCUCCUAAGUAUUAGAACAAUCAUUCGCAAUGGAUGUUAAAAAACAGACUUUGUUGGCUUGUGCAGAGGCAAAGAAAAAAAUGAGUGAGAAACUCUGUUUAUUGGUGGUGGGCGUGGUGAGUUAAGACAAUCGGUAAUCCAACAUUGCCAAAUGAGCACGUUCCUACAUAUGCAUGUAUUCUGGAGAGAUCCAUAUCUUCACCACACAACCCCCCCCCCAUAGGCCCACACACUUGUGAUUUGAAAACAUCCACAGCUAUUCAAAAGAAAAAACAAUAAGCUAAUGAUCGUCUGUGGAUAAGUCAUGUCCCUGGUGAAGUAUUUUUAAUGUUUUUAUUCUGACAGGAAUAAUUUUUUAAUUAUUUUUAGGAUGCAGUCUAGCAUCCUAGCUGUGUGAUGUGCACUCCCCUACUUUAUUUUCCAAUUCGCAAGAAGCUGAAACCAGAGUAUGUAAUGACGAGAUGCUAAUUUCUCUGCCCUAACAAUGGGAGUUUUUGUCCCAAAGGCGUGAAGGCAGGCGAUAAGCUUAGGUCUGCAUAUUAUUCCCAUAGAAACGCGUUGGUCUUGUACUGGACAUAUUCUGGCAAGAGUGAGCCCUCUUGCUUUGCCUCGCCUUUUCCUCUACUGAAACUAUAUCACCGGAGAAAGCAUCUGAUCGAUGAGUCGGUCAAAUAUUCAAUAUUUCAUUUGGACGCCGGCCCUGCCAACUGAGCUAAUUGAUCAGUUCAAAAAUUGCCUAAAUUCAAUACACCAGAUGUUCUAGUUUGGUUAAAUCAAAACAUGAAGAGCAUGCAGUGAAAUAACUUUUACAUUACCAAAAAUAUUGUAUUUUCAGUAGUUUGAAGCGUGUGUUUAAAGCCGAAAGUAAAAGACGCAAAAAUGAAACGUAAGAACGGGGAGCAUAGAAAUAGUGCACAUAGAACAUACAGUUUAAGUCGGAAGUUUGCAUACACCUUAGACAAAUACAUUUAAUAUCAGUUUUUCACAAUUCCUGACAUUUAAUCCGAAUAAAAAUUACCUGUCUUAGGUCAGUUAGAUCACCACUUUAUUUUAAGAAUGUGAAGUCAGAAUAAUAGUAGAGUGAUUUAUUUCAGCUUUUAUUUCUUUCAUCACAUUCCCAGUGGGUCAGAAGUUUACAUACACUCAAUUAGUAUUUGGUAGCAUUGCCUUUAAGUUGUUUAACUUGGGUCAAACGUUUUGGGAAGCCUUCCACAAGCUUCCCACAAUAAGUUGGGUGAAUUUUGUCCCAUUCCUCCUGACAGAGCUGGUGUAACUGAGUCAAGUUUCUAGGCCUCCUUGCCCGCACACGAUUUUUUAGUUCUGCCCACAAAUCUUCUAUAGGAUUGAGGUCAGGGCGUUGUGAUGGCCACUCCAAUACCUUGACUUUGUUGUCCAUAAGCCAUUUUGCCACAACUUUGGAAGUAUGCUUUGGGUCAUUGUCCAUUUGGAAGACCCAUUUGCGACCAAGCUUCAACUUCCUAACUGAUGUCUUGAGAUGUUGCUUCAUUAUAUCCACAUAAUUCUCCUUUCUCAUGAUGCCAUCCAUCUAUUUUAUGAAGUGCACCAGUCCCUCCUGCAGCAAAGCACCCCCACAACAUGAUGCUGCCACCCCUGUACUUCACAUUUGGGAUGGUUUUCUUUGACUCGCAAGCCUCCCCCUUUUUCCUCCAAACAUAACAAACAUAAUGAUGGUCAUUAUGGCCAAACAGUUCUGUUUUUGUUUCACCAGAGGACAUUUUCUCCCAAAAGUACGAUCUUUCUCCCCCAUGUGCAGUUGCGAACCGUAGUCUGGCUUUUUUAUGUCGGUUUUGGAGCAGUGGCUUCUUCCUUGCUGAGCGGCCGAUAUAGGACUCGUUUCACUGUGGAUAUAGAUACUUUUGUACCUGUUUCCUCCAGCAUCUUCACAAGGUCCUUUCCUGUUGUUCUGGGAUUGAUUUGCACUUUAAGCACAAAAGUACGUUCAUCUCUAGGACACAGAACGCGUCUCCUUCCUGAGCGGUAUGGCGGCUGCGUGGUCCCAUGGUGUUUAUACUUACGUACUAUUGUUUGUACAGAUGAACAUGGUACCUUCAGGCGUUUGGAAAUUCUUCCAAGGAUGAAUCAGACUUGUGGAGAUCUACAAUUUUUUCCUGAGGUCUUGGCUGAUUUCUUUUGUUUUCCCAUGAUGUCAAGCAAAGAGGCAUUGACUUUGAUGGUAGGCCUUGAAAUACAGGUACACCUCCAAUUGACUCAAAUGAUGUCAAUUAGCCGAUCAGAAGCUUCUAAAGCCAAGACAUAAUUUUCAGGAAUAUUCCAAGCUGUUUAAAGGCACAGUCAACUUAGUGUAUGUAAACUUCUGACCCACUGGAAUUGUGAAACAGUGAAUUAUAAGUGAAAUAAUCUGUAAACAAUUGUUGGAAAAAUGACUUGUGUCAUGCACAAAGUAGAUGUCCUAACCGACUUGCCAAAACUAUAGUUUAUUAACAAGAAAUUUGUGGAGUGGUUGAAAAACGAGUUUUAAUGUUUCCAACCUAAGUGUAUGUUAACUUCUUACUUCAACUGUAUAUAUCGCUUCUUAGACUUGCUUUCAAUGAGAAUGACAGAUCUAUUAACACAUUUCUAUGUGAAUUUGGUCCGUUGCUCAAAACGUUACAUAUUGCAGCUUUAAUUUAGGGGAAGUGACUUCAUAAUGCGAGCGUCCUGUUCGUGAGGAGCCACCUAAUUCCUUUAUCUGCGAUCGUAUUUGUUUAUGUUGAUGGUUUGUUUGACCAGUGUACCAUAGUUGAUGUUGUUGACCUGUCUCUACUGUACCCUGUGUUGCCAGACCAUGUUAUUCUUUCUGAUCUGUCUCGGUUUGAUACGAGGAAAGGCCCUACUAAUCUAUUGAUGUCAUUACUGUAAAUAUCAAAUAAAAGAGAUUACUUCUCAUA
This is a messenger RNA of Oncorhynchus masou masou (cherry salmon), 7292 nucleotides long. Its product is annotated as thyroid hormone receptor-associated protein 3-like. Lineage: Eukaryota; Metazoa; Chordata; Actinopteri; Salmoniformes; Salmonidae. The coding region runs from base 195 to 3230 and encodes 1011 amino acids. Gene Ontology annotation, biological process: positive regulation of transcription by RNA polymerase II. Gene Ontology annotation, cellular component: mediator complex. Gene Ontology annotation, molecular function: transcription coregulator activity; DNA binding. The transcript is spliced from 11 exons. The record is from RefSeq and is a predicted model, not a curated record.